Messenger RNA from Prinia subflava (tawny-flanked prinia), 11028 nucleotides. It is a transcript of the gene CSMD2, whose product is annotated as CUB and Sushi multiple domains 2. The record is from RefSeq and is a predicted model, not a curated record. NCBI's taxonomy places the organism in Eukaryota, Metazoa, Chordata, Aves, Passeriformes, Cisticolidae.
CAGCCGAGCCGAGGACUAUCCCAAUCGCCGAGGGGAAGGAGAAAAGGGGGAAAAACCCUCCAGCGGCAACCAGCAGCCCCCCAGCACGCCCCGUUCCCUUUGACAUGCAACCUUCGUGGGGAUGGGACCAGCCGGGAUGCAGCUGCAGCUUCGGGAGGCACUGGUGGAAAUUGGGGAUCGUGGCGCUCAUGACGGCGGAGGGGAGCGCCUGGAGCCGGGCACUGCUGCUCUCGCUGGGGCUGCUGGCGGGAUCGGCCAUGGCCCAGAACUGCAGUCACACAUUGCAGGGCCCAAACGGGACAAUACAGAGCCCAGGCUUUCCCUAUGGAUACCCCAAUUAUGCAAACUGCACGUGGACAAUCACUGCCGAGGAGCAGAACAGGAUACAGCUUGUUUUCCAGUCCUUUGCAUUAGAGGAAGAUUUUGAUGUAUUAUCCAUCUACGAUGGGCUGCCUCAGCAGGGGAAUCUGAGAACGAGGCUGACAGGAUUCCAGCUGCCUGCUCCCAUCGUCAGCACCGGCCUCGUGCUGUCCCUGUGGCUCGUCAGUGACUACGCCGUGAGUGCCCAAGGCUUCCAGGCCAGCUACGAGGCCCUGCCCAGCCACACGUGCGGGAACCCGGGGCGGCUGCGGAACGGGGUCCAGCAAGGCACCACCUUCAGCAUCGGGGACAGGGUCAGGUACAGCUGCAACCCCGGCUUCUUCCUGGAGGGCCACGCCCUGCUCACCUGCCAGGCCAGCUCGGGACACGGAGCCUCCUGGGAUUUCCCUCUCCCCGUCUGCAGAGCCGACGACGCCUGCGGGGGGACCCUGCGGGGGCAGAGCGGGAUCAUCUCCAGCCCUCACUUCCCUCUGGAAUACGGGAACAACGCCGACUGCACCUGGACCAUCCUGGCCGAGCCCGGGGACACCAUCGCCCUGGUGUUCAUGGAUUUCCAGCUGGAGGACGGCUACGAUGUCCUGGAGGUGGCUGGCACGGAGGGAUCCUCGCUCUGGUUCACUGGGAUGAAUUUGCCCGCCCCGGUGAUCAGCAGUAAAAAUUGGCUGCGGCUCCACUUCACCUCCGACGGCAACCACAGGCAGAAGGGCUUCAGUGCCCAGUACCAAGUCAAGAAGCAGAUGGAGCUGAAAUCCAGGGGGGUGAAGCUCAUGCCCAGCAAGGACAACAACCAGAAGACAUCUGUGUUAACUCAGGUUGGUGUGUCCCAGGGACAUAAUUUGUGUCCAGACCCUGGGAUUCCCGAGAGAGGCAAAAGGAUAGGCAACGAUUUUAGGCUGGGCUCCAGCAUCCAGUUCUCCUGCAACGAGGGCUACGACCUGCAGGGCUCCAAGAGCAUCACCUGCAAGAGGGUCAGCGACCUCAUCGUGGCCUGGAGCGACCACCGGCCCGUCUGCAGAGCCAGGAUGUGUGACACGUACCUGCGCGGGCCCAGCGGCGUCAUCACCUCGCCCAACUACCCCGUGCAGUACGACAACAACGCCUACUGCGUGUGGGUCAUCACCGCCCUCAACCCCGCCAAGGUGAUCAAACUCACCUUCGAGGAGUUCGAGCUGGAGAGAGGCUACGACACCCUGACCGUGGGGGACGGAGGGCAGGUCGGAGAGCAGAAAUCCGUGCUCUACGUCCUCACGGGCACCACCGUGCCCGACCUCAUCGUCAGCACCCAGCACCAGAUGUGGCUCCUGUUCCAGACCGACAGCGUCAGCAACCUGCUGGGCUUCAAGGCCACCUACGAAGAGAUCGACCAGGGCAGCUGUGGUGACCCCGGCAUCCCGGCCUUCGGCCGCCGGCGCGGCUCCACCUUCCGCCACGGGGACACGCUGCACUUCGAGUGCCAGCCCGCCUUCGAGCUGAAGGGCCACAAAAGCAUAACCUGCCAAAAGAGCAGCCAGUGGUCUGCUCAGAAACCUGUGUGUGUUUUUUCCUGCUUUUUCAACUUCACCAGCCCGUCGGGGACCGUGCUGUCCCCCAACUACCCCGAGGAGUACGGCAGCAGCCUGCACUGCGUGUGGCUCAUCAUCGCCAGCCCCGAGAGCAGGAUCCACCUGGCCUUCAACGACUUCGACGUGGAGCCCCAGUUCGAUUUCCUGGCGGUGAAGGACGGGGGCACGGCCGAGUCCCCCGUGCUGGGCACCUUCUCGGGCAGCCACAUCCCCUCCUCGCUGACCAGCAGCGGCCACGUGGCCAGGCUGGAGUUCCAGACUGACCACUCCAUGGAGAAGAGGGGCUUCAACAUCACCUUCACCACGUUCCGGCACAACGAGUGUCCUGACCCCGGCGUUCCGGUGAACGGGAAGCGCUUUGGGGACAGCCUGCAGCUGGGCAGCUCCGUGUCCUUCCUGUGCGACGAGGGCUUCAUCCGCACGCACGGCGCCGAGACCGUCACCUGCGUGCUGCAGGAGGGCAGCGUGGUGUGGGACAACGCCGUGCUGCGCUGCGAGGCACCCUGUGGGGGCCACCUGACGUCCCCCAGCGGAACCAUCCUGUCCCCGGGCUGGCCUGGCUUCUACAAGGACUCCCUGAGCUGUGCCUGGGUCAUCGAGGCCCAGCCUGGCUACCCCAUCAAGAUCACCUUUGACAGGUUCAAGACAGAGGUGAAUUACGACACGCUGGAGGUGCGGGAUGGCCGCUCGUACUCGUCGCCGCUCAUCGGCGUCUACGACGGCACGCAGGUGCCCCAGUUCCUGAUCAGCACCAGCAACCACCUCUACCUGCUCUUCACCACGGACAAGAGCCACUCCGACGUCGGCUUCCAGAUCCGAUACGAGACCGUGAAGCUGCAGUCCGACCACUGCCUGGACCCGGGCAUCCCUGUGAACGGGCAGCGCCACGGCCACGACUUCUACGUGGGAGCUCUGGUGACGUUCAGCUGCGACCCCGGCUACACCCUGAGCCACGGCGAGGCCCUGGAGUGCGAGCCCAACUUCCAGUGGAGCCGGCCCCUGCCCAGCUGCGAGGCUCUCUGUGGGGGCUACAUCCGUGGCUCCAGUGGCACCAUCCUCUCCCCAGGCUUCCCUGAUUUCUAUCCCAACAACUUGAACUGCACGUGGACGAUAGAAACAUCCCACGGGAAAGGUGUGUUCUUCACCUUCCACACGUUCCACCUGGAGAACGGCCACGAUUACCUGCUGAUCACCGAGAACUCCAGCUUUGCCCAGCCCCUGAAGCAGCUGACGGGGUCCCGGCUGCCGGCCCCGCUCAGCGCCGGCCUCUUCGGGAACUUCUCGGCCCAGAUCCGCUUCAUCUCCGACUUCUCCAUGUCCUACGAGGGCUUCAACAUCACCUUCUCGGAAUACGACCUGGAGCCGUGUGACGAGCCCGAGGUGCCGGCCUACAGCAUCAGGAAGGGGCUGCAGUUCGGCGUGGGGGACGUGCUGAGCUUCUCGUGCUUCCCGGGCUACCGGCUGGAGGGCGCGGGCCGCAUCACCUGCCUGGGCGGGAGACGGCGCGUGUGGAGUGCGCCUCUGCCAAGGUGUGUUGCUGAGUGUGGCUCAUCCGUGACGGGGACCCAGGGCGUGCUGCUGUCCCCCAACUACCCCCUGAACUACAACAACAACCACGAGUGCAUCUACUCCAUCCAGAGCCAGCCGGGGAAGGGCAUCCAGCUGAAAGCCAGGACCUUCGAGCUGGAGGCAGGGGAUGUGCUCAAGGUGUACGAUGGCACCAACAGCUCUGCCCGGCUGCUGGGCACCUUCAGCCGCUCGGAGCUGCUGGGCACCAGCAUCAACAGCACCUCCAGCUCCCUGUGGCUGGAGUUCAUCACCGACACCGCCAACACCAGCAAAGGCUUCGAGCUGCAGUUCUCCAGCUUUGAGCUGAUCAAGUGCGAGGACCCCGGCGUGCCCCAGUUUGGGUACAAGGUGCACGACGAGGGACACUUCGCUGGCAGCUCCGUGUCCUUCAGCUGCGACCCCGGGUACAGCCUGAGGGGCGCCAGGGUCCUGGUGUGCCUCACCGGGGAGAGGAGAGCCUGGGACCAGCCCCUGCCGACCUGUGUGGCCGAGUGUGGAGGGACAAUCAGAGGAGAGACCUCGGGACGGAUCCUUUCUCCAGGAUAUCCAACUCCCUACGACCACAACCUCAACUGCAUCUGGAGCAUCGAGGCAGAGCCCGGCUGCACCAUUGGGCUCCAUUUCUUGGUGUUCCACACGGAGGAGUUCCACGAUGUGCUGCGGAUCUGGGACGGGCCGGUGGAGAACGGGAUCCUGCUGAAGGAGACGAGCGGCUCGGGGCUGCCCGGGGACAUCCACAGCACCUUCAACUCCGUCAUCCUGCAGUUCAACACCGACUUCUUCACCAGCAAGCAGGGCUUUGCCAUCCAGUUCUCAGUUUCCACGGCCACCUCCUGCAACGACCCAGGGAUCCCCCAGAACGGGAGCCGGAGCGGGGACAGCAAAGAGGCCGGGGACUCCAUCACCUUCCAGUGCAACCCCGGCUACGCCCUGCAAGGGGAGGCCCAGAUCACCUGCGUGCAGGUGGAGAACAGGUUCUUCUGGCAGCCAGACCCGCCCACCUGCACAGCUCCGUGCGGCGGGGUCCUGACGGGCCCGGCCGGGGUGAUCCUGUCCCCGCAGUACCCGGAGCCGUAUCCCCCCGGCAAGGAGUGUGACUGGAAGCUGACAGUGUCCCCCGACUUUGUCAUUGCCCUGGUGUUCAACGUCUUCAGCCUGGAGCCUGGCUAUGAUUUCCUGCACAUCUACGACGGGCCCGACUCCCUGAGCCCCCUGAUUGGGAGUUUUUAUGGCUCCCAGCUCCCGGAGAGGAUCGAGAGCAGCAGCAACAGCCUUUUCCUGGCGUUCCGCAGCGACGCCUCCGUCAGCAACGCCGGCUUCGUCAUCGAGUACACGGAGAACCCCCGGGAGUCCUGCUUUGACCCGGGGUCCAUCAAGAACGGCACCAGGGUGGGCACGGACCUGAAGCUGGGCUCCACCAUCACCUUCUACUGCGACGGGGGCUACGACAUCGAGGGGGGCCCCACCCUCACCUGUGUGAUGGGAGGGGAUGGAAAACCCACCUGGAACAAGCCCCGCCCCACCUGUACAGCUCCCUGUGGAGGGCAGUACACGGGCUCGGAUGGAGUGGUCCUGUCCCCAAAUUAUCCCCAAAACUACACCAGUGGCCAGGUGUGCCUGUACUCCAUCGUCGUGCCCAAGGACUAUGUGCUCUUCGGGCAGUUUGCCUUUUUCCAGACGGCGCUCAAUGACGUGGUGGAGGUGCACGACGGCCCCACGCAAAACUCGCGCCUGCUCAGCUCCCUCUCGGGCUCUCACUCAGGGGAAUCUUUGCCGUUGGCCACCACCAACCAGAUCCUCAUCAAAUUCAGCUCCAAGGGUCAAUCCACAGCCAAAGGCUUUCAUUUUGUCUACCAAGCCGUGCCCCGCACCAGCGCCACGCAGUGCAGCUCGGUGCCGGAGCCGCGGCACGGGCGGCGCCUGGGCAGCGACUUCGCCGUGGGCGCCGUGGUGCGCUUCGAGUGCAGCCCUGGCUACGGCCUGCGCGGCUCCCCGGCCAUCCAGUGCCUGGCCAUGCCCGGGGCCUUGGCGCAGUGGAACUCCUCCGUGCCCACCUGCGUGGUGCCCUGCGGGGGGAACCUGACGGAGAGGAAAGGAACCAUCCUGUCCCCGGGCUUCCCCGAGCCCUACCUGAACAGCCUCAACUGCGUGUGGAAGAUCACAGUGCCCGAGGGAGCCGGGAUUCAGAUCCAGGUGAUCAGUUUUGUCACGGAGCAGAACUGGGAUUCCCUGGAAGUGUUUGAUGGAGGGGACAACACAGCCACCAUGCUGGGGAGCUUCUCUGGAACCACGGUGCCCGCGCUGCUCAACAGCACUUCAAACCAGCUCUAUCUGCAUUUCUAUUCCGACAUCAGCGUCUCCGCUGCCGGCUUUCACCUGGAAUACAAAAGUAAGAGCGGCUCCAGCCUUGAUCCCGCGGCUCCUGGGAGGGACAGGCUCCCUCUCCUUGUUUUUAUCCACCCCACCACCCCUUUGUGUUGUUUUCCAUCCCUGCAGGGUCACUCCCACAUCUCCUGCAUGCCGGGCACGGUGCGCCGCUGGAAUUACCCCCCACCCCUCUGCAUCGCCCAGUGUGGAGGAACAGCAGAAGAGAUGGAAGGAGUUCUCCUGAGCCCAGGCUUCCCAGGAAAUUAUCCCAGCAACCUGGACUGCACCUGGAGGAUCCUGCUGCCAGUGGGGUUUGGUGCCCACAUCCAGUUCCUGAACUUCUCCACGGAGCCCAACCACGACUUUGUGGAGAUCCGGAACGGGCCCUACGACACCAGCGGCGUCAUCGGGCGCUUCAGCGGCGCCGAGCUGCCGGGCUCGCUGCUCUCCACCUCCCACGAGACCACCCUCUACUUCCACAGCGACCACUCCCAGAACAAGCCCGGCUUCAAGCUGGAGUACCAGGCCUACGAGCUGCAGGAGUGCCCCGACCCCGAGCCCUUUGCCAACGGCGUGGUCAGAGGGGCCGGCUACAACGUGGGCCAGUCCAUCUCCUUCGAGUGCCUGCCCGGCUUCCAGCUCAUCGGACACCCCGUGCUCACCUGCCAGCACGGCACCAACAGGAACUGGGACCACCCCCUGCCCAGGUGUGAAGUGCCCUGUGGGGGCAAUGUCACUGCCCAGAAUGGCACCGUUUACUCCCCUGGAUUUCCCAACCAGUACCCGAAUUCCCAGGACUGCAGCUGGCUCCUGACAGUGCCCGUGGGAUAUGGGAUCCACCUCAACUUCACCCUGCUGCAGACUGAGCCCUACAACGACUUCAUCACCGUCUGGGAUGGCCCCCAGCAAACAGCCCCGCAGCUGGGGGUGUUCACAGGGAACUCAGCCAAGAAAUCUGCCCAGAGCUCCUCCAACCAGGUCCUGCUGAAAUUCCACAGCGACGCCGCCAACGGAGGCAUCUUCGCCAUUUAUUUCUACGCUUUCCAGCUUUUCCGCUGCCAGCCCCCCACCGUCGUCCCCAACGCCGAGAUCAUCGCGGAGAACGAGGAGUUCAGCAUCGGUGACAUCGUCAGGUACCGCUGCCUGCCCGGCUUCACCCUGAUCGGGAACGAAAUCCUCACCUGCAAAUUGGGCACCCACCUGCAGUUCGAGGGACCCCCACCCACCUGUGAGGUGCACUGCCCCAUGAACCAGCUGCUGACGGAUUCCAGCGGGGUGAUCCUGAGCCAGAGCUCCCUGGGGAGUUAUCCCCACUUCCAGACCUGCUCCUGGCUGGUGAAGGUGGAGCCGGGAUACAACAUCUCCCUCACCAUCGAGUACUUCCUCAGCGAGAAGCAGUUCGACGAGUUCGAGAUCUUCGAUGGUCCCUCCGGGCAGAGCCCCCUGCUGCUGUCCCUCAGUGGGAAUUACUCGGCGCCUCUGAGCGUCACCAGCAGCGGGAACAGCGUCUUCCUGCGCUGGUCCUCCGACCACGCCUACAACAGGAAAGGCUUCAAAAUCCGCUACUCCGCCCCCUACUGCAGCCUCCCGCAGCCGCCGGCGCACGGGAUGAUCCUGAGCCACUCCGGGCUGCGCCCCGGCAGCGCCGUGCGCUUCGGCUGCGACGCCGGCUACCGCCUGGUGGGACACAGCACCAGCACCUGCGCCCAGCACCCCCAGGGGCACUUCCACUGGAGGGAGGCCAUCCCCCUGUGCCAAGCUCUGUCCUGUGGAGUCCCCAGAGCCCCGAGGAACGGGGUUGUCUUUGGGAAGGAGUACACGGUGGGCACCAAGGCCGUGUACCAGUGCAACCAGGGCUUCCAGCUGCAGCCGGGCGCGCAGCCCAGCGCCGAGUGCCUGCAGGAGGGAGUGUGGAGCAACGGGAACCAGCCCCCCCUGUGCGUGGCUGUGACGUGCCCCGACGUGGGCAGCAUCGCGGUGGAGCACGGCCGCUGGCGCCUCACCUACGAGGUGCAGUACCACUACAACGCCCAGCUCAUGCUCAUCUGCGACCCUGGCUACUACUACACGGGCCAGAGAGUCAUCAGCUGCCUGGCCAACGGCACCUGGAGCAUCGGGGAGCCCGCGCCCACCUGCAGAAUUAUCUCCUGCGGGGACCUGCCCACCCCUCCCAACGGCAACAAGAUCGGGACCCUCACCACGUUCGGGGCCACUGCCAUCUUCUCCUGCAACACCGGCUACACCCUGGUGGGCUCGCGGGUGCGGGAGUGCAUGGCCAACGGGCUCUGGAGCGGGGCUGAGGUGCGCUGCCUGGCCGGGCACUGCGGCGUGCCCAGCCCCAUCGUGAACGGCCACAUCAACGGCGAGAACUUCAACUACCGCGGCAGCGUGGUGUACCAGUGCCAGCCCGGCUUCCGCCUCAUCGGCAUGUCCGUGCGCAUCUGCCAGCAGGACCACCGCUGGUCCGGCAGGACGCCUGUCUGUGUGCCCAUCACCUGUGGCCACCCCGGCAACCCCCCCAACGGCCUCACCCAGGGCUCCCAGUUCAACCUCAACGACGUGGCCAAAUUCCAGUGCAACCCCGGCUUCCGCCUGGAGGGAGCCUCCCAGUCCCAGUGCCUGGCCAACGGGCAGUGGAGCAGCACCCUGCCCUCCUGCCGAGUUGUGAACUGUUCUGACCCCGGGCACCUGGAAAACAGCGUCCGGCAAGUGCAGCCGAGCGGCCCCCACAGGUUCAGCUUCGGCACCACCGUGUCCUAUCAGUGCAUCCACGGAUUUUACCUGUUGGGGACACACGUCCUGACGUGCCAGGGCGAUGGCACCUGGGACAGGGCCCUCCCCCAGUGCCUUUUGGUGUCGUGCGGCCACCCCGGGUCCCCGCCGCACGCGCAGAUCUCGGGGGACAAGCACACGGUGGGCUCGGUGGUGAGGUACAGCUGCCUGGGCCGGCGCACGCUGGUGGGCAACGCCACGAGGAUGUGCCAGCUGGACGGGCGCUGGAGCGGCUCCCUGCCGCACUGCUCGGGGGGCAGCCAGGGCGUGUGCGGCGAUCCCGGGAUCCCUUCCCACGGGAUCGGGCUGGGGGACGCCUUCGGCGCGGGCAGCGUGGUGCGGUUCAGCUGCGAGCCCGGCUACAGCCUGCGCGGCUCCUCCGAGCGGCUCUGCCACCCCAACGGCUCCUGGAGCGGCACCCAGCCCGAGUGCGAAGUGAUCUCGUGCGGGAACCCCGGCACGCCCAGCAACGCCCGGGUGAUCUUCAACGACGGCCUGGUGUUCUCCAGCUCCAUCAUCUACCAGUGCCGCGAGGGCUUCUACUCCACGGGCGUGCUGAGCCGCCACUGCACCGUCAACGGCACCUGGACCGGCAGCAGCCCCGAGUGCACCGUGAUCAACUGUGGAGACCCCGGCGUGCCGGCCAACGGGCUCAGGCUGGGCAGCGACUUCACCUACAACAAAUCCGUGGUGUUCCAGUGCACCCCCGGCUUCACCAUGGAGUCAGACAGGGCAGCCGCCCUCACCUGCACCAAGGACCGCACCUGGAACGGCACCAAACCCGUCUGCAGGGCCAUCACCUGCCGUCCCCCCCAGCCCAUUCCCAACGGGAAGGUGGUGGGCUCUGACUUCAGCUGGGGCUCCAGCGUCAGCUACGCCUGCCUCGAGGGCUACCAGCUGUCCCUGCCCGCCGUGCUCACCUGCGAGGGCAACGGCUCCUGGAGCGGGGACAUCCCCCAGUGCUUCCCCGUGUUCUGUGGGGACCCAGGGACCCCUGCCCAGGGCAGGAGGGAGGACAGAGGCUUCACCUACCGCUCGUCCGUGUCCUUCUCCUGCCUGGCCCCGCUGGUGCUGGUGGGGUCGGCGCGGAGGUUCUGCCAGUCCGACGGCACCUGGAGCGGGACCCAGCCCAGCUGCAUCGAUCCCAGCCUCACCACGUGUGCAGAUCCUGGAGUGCCUCUUUUUGGGAUGCAGAACAAUUCCCAGGGAUACCAGGUGGGAAGCAUCCUGUUCUUCAGGUGCCAGAAGGGAUAUCUCCUGCAGGGCUCCACCACCAGGACCUGCCUGCCCAACCUGACCUGGAGCGGCGUCCAGCCCGACUGCGUCCCCCACCACUGCAAACAGCCCGAGACCCCUUCCCACGCCAACGUGGGUGCCCUGGACCUGCCCUCCCUGGGCUACACCUUGAUCUACUCCUGCCAGAGCGGCUUCUACCUCACCGGGGGCUCCGAGCACCGCACCUGCAAGGCCGACGGCAGCUGGACAGGAAAGCCCCCCAUCUGCCUGGCCGACGUCCGCCCCAGCGGGAGGCCCGUGGGCACGGCGCGGGAGCCACCGCUGGCCAAGCUCGCAGUGCCUGCGGACGUGUUCGCCAGGAAUUCCCUGUGGAAAGGCUCCUACGAGUACAUGGGGAAGAAGCAGCCGGCCAUGCUGUCUGUCACCAGCUUCGACCCUGCCACCAGCAAGGUCAACGCCACCUUGAUGGACCACAGCGGGGUGGAGCUGCAGGUGUCCGGGAUUUACAAGAAGGAGGACGUGCACCUGCUGCUCCAGGUGUACCAGAUCAUGGGGCCGCUGGAAAGCUUUGCCAGCAAGUUCAGGAAUGACAAAUGGGCUCUGGAUGGACACGUCUCGUCGGAGUCCUCGAGCGGCACCUUCGUGUACCAGGGCUUCGUGCGUGGCAAAGGCUUCGGGCAGUUCGGCCUCCAGAGGCUCGACAUCAGCAUGAUGGAAAACGAUCCCGAAUCCAUUGGUCACCACUUUGCAUCCAACAGCAGCUCCGUGGCAGCCGCCAUCCUUGUGCCUUUCAUCGCCCUGAUUAUUGCAGGGUUUGUGCUUUAUCUCUACAAACACAGGAGGAGACCCAAAGUCCCCUUCAACGGCUACGCCGGGCACGAGAACACCAACGUGAGGGGCACCUUCGAGAACCCCAUGUACGACCGCAGCCUGCAGCCCUCGGACAUCGUGGGCGAGGCCGAGUUCACGGUCAGCACGGUGUGCACGGCCGUAUAGCGUAUAGCACGAGCCGUUCCCUCUGGAAUGCUCCAGUUUCAGGAUGACGAAGCCGCUUCCCCAGAACUUCCACGUGCCACAACCAACUCUUUGCUUUCCCAGAUUUCCCGGGGUCGGUGUCCAGUGGAUGAUUGUCCCACCUCAC